AUGACUAGCCUCAUUUAUCCCGGAACCGGCACCGCCCCCCCCCCCCCCCCCCUCCCCCCCCAACCUCCAGCGUCAUAUUGCCGGCCGGGUUACCAUGCAGUCUGCUGCAGCGGGGCUGUGGCUGCGGCAUCGAUAGGCGGCGUCGUCUCAGGGUCUUCUUCGCUCGCCUCGGCACCGCCGGCCCAGUUCACGCCCAACCCGCGUGUCGGGCCCGGGGGCACCAAGUACAAGGACUCUGCGCACUUCCGCGUGUACGGGGCGACAAACGACUCGUUGGCCGACGGGGCUAUUGGCAUGCUUGAGGCCGCGUAUGCGUGCUUCGUCGACGGGCUCGGGUGGCGCAGCCCCGGGCUGAGCUUUAAGCAAGACACGGACGACGGGCCGUGGAACAAGCUCAACGUGUAUCAGGUCGACACCCUUCCCGGCGCGGCGGCCAACACGCCGACGGACCCGACGCUGGGUCUCGCGUGGCUCAAUGUAGUCAAGGACUACAUGGCGGAGCCGAGCGUGGUGGUGCACGAGUUCGGCCACGCCCUGACCUACUGCGAGCGCUACUGGAUCGACCAAGGCCGCACCGGUGCUUGGUGGGAGACGGUGGCCAACUUUGUCGCCGACACGUACAUCACGUCCAGCUACUGCGCCAGUUCCAGGGCCAAGUUCAAGCAGAAGGACAACGGCAACACCCUCAUCGACCUCAAAAAGGUCGUUGGCGACUCGUACCAGGUUAUCGUCGACGGCACAAGAGAUUCUGGGAAUUAUUAUCAGGCCUGGCCCUUCUUCACAUACAUGCACAACAACCCGGACAACAUCACGGGGUUGGGCCCAGCCAUGUUUCCGGCCGUGUGGGUGCGGUACAAGCGCAACAGCAACGAGACGCCGCUCCACGUGCUGGACCGCAUCGUGUCGCCCACCAAGAUCCAGACGGUCGUGGCGCGCUACUGGGCUCGCAUGGCCUUUGUCGACAUUGGUCACGCCAAGGCGCAGGCCCAGUUCGCAGGCCAGCGCAAGAGCCUCAACUAUGUCAACUGGGACGCUCAGGGCGGCACCGGAAAGUACCGCGUCAAGACCGCCCGGCGCCCGCGGUACAUGGGCGCCAACAUCACGCCGCUCAGGACGACGGCGGGCAGUCCUGUCGUGGCCGUCAACGUCACGGCGGCCUCGGCGCCGUUCACAGCCAUUCUGGCAAUCCGGGCUGGCGACGGGAGCGGAGCGGUUAGAUACGUAGAGCUGGCAAACGGCGUUGGGCAGGCGACGCUGGGCAGCGGCGAAGAGGCCAUGCUAGUCGUGGUCAACACGCCCGCCGCGCUCGUGCUCUUCGACCCGUUCAACCUGACGAGCGAGACCAACACAGGCGUCGACUACCAGGUCCAGCUCACGGGGGCAACCAUAUAG
Molecule: messenger RNA, 1392 nt
Organism: Lasiosphaeria miniovina
Lineage: Eukaryota; Fungi; Ascomycota; Sordariomycetes; Sordariales; Lasiosphaeriaceae
Exons: 2
Coding region: 1-1392 (463 amino acids)
Source: RefSeq, a predicted model, not a curated record